AUGUUCAGGCUGGGAACGAUAAAGAAAAACGGAUGGUGGCAAUGGAAUGCACAAGCUUGCAUUUGCCCGGGCGUGAAAUCCCGCAAUACUGGCUGGUUCAACGCCGACUUUUGCUGCAUGCUGAUCGGUGUGGGCAGCUAUUGGAGGAACGAAAUGACGAAGAGAUUAGUGCCUGGAUACCAGAAGGUCUUGGCCUCCUUUACGCAGAGCAGGGAAAGCAUAAAGAGGCGGAGGCCAUAUACCAGCGGGCAAUACAAGGCUACCAAAACUAAAAAUAUCUGCCUUGUUUAUCUAGACCAGGGGAAAGAUAAAGAGGCGGAAGCAAUGUACCAACAGGCGUUACAAUGCUAUGAACAGGACUAG
Molecule: messenger RNA, 363 nt
Organism: Pyricularia pennisetigena
Lineage: Eukaryota; Fungi; Ascomycota; Sordariomycetes; Magnaporthales; Pyriculariaceae
Exons: 2
Coding region: 1-363 (120 amino acids)
Molecular function (GO): protein binding
Source: RefSeq, a predicted model, not a curated record